AUGGAUCACAUUGACACUCUCCCCCUUGUAGACUCCCCUGAGGUGUUUGGACUGCAUCCAAACGCCGAUAUCACGUAAGUUGAGAUUUAACGAAACAAGGCUUAGAACCCCUUCACGGUUGAGAUUUAACGAAACAAGGCUUAGAACCCCUUGACUUCCAGUUUUAGAAAAUUGUUUAGAAAGAAAAAUAGCCCUAACUCUUUAAACCAUCUUUUUGUGUUUAAAAAUACGAUACUGCAACAACCGUUGUAAAAUCCGAGGAAGAAGUUGUAAAAAAGAACUUUGCACCUUUGCAUGUUAAAUUGUAGCUACGUUAACGAUGCAUUCGGCUGAAAAACAAAAUGAACAGGGCUGUCGAAAUUAACUAACGAGUAUUUCACGUGUGUUUACAGAUACCAGAGUAACCUGGCCAAGUCUUGCCUGGAUACAAUCCUUAGCAUUCAGCAAAAGGAUAGCUCGGGCGGCGGAGGAGAAACCCGCGAGUCUGUUGUACAGCGGCUGGCUGAUGACAUGCUGGAUAAGCUUCCUGAAAACUACAUCGCACAUGAGGUAAACUGAACGAAUAAGAUUAUUUUGACGUUUCACUGUGUAUCCGAGUCUUCAGUUCUUUGUCAAUCACGGAAAAAAAGUGGACCUCUUUUCAUCGAGGAUUUUCUAGCGUAUAAACUGGUACUCGAGUACAAAGGUUGAAAAUUCUCAUUUUUUUUCAUUUCAGGUGAAGGCGAGGUUACAGAAGAUGGGAGCACUGUCUCCCAUGAAUAUCUUCUUGAGGCAAGAAAUCGAUCGAAUGCAGAGAGUUAUCACCGCUGUGCGGCAGACACUGACAGAUCUAAAACUGGCCAUUGACGGAACCAUCAUUAUGAGCGAGGUUAGCUUUCUUCUAUUCUGCCUUUUUGGCAUUUUCUUCAAGUUUUAUCUUUCUUUGAAAAACCUGAGAAUCAUCGAAUGACAAUGUGGAAUAUUAUCGCCAAUCCUUGGCUUUCAAAAAACGGAGCUGAUAAAUUGGUUUUGUUUGUUUGUUUGUUUUUUAUAAUUUGCCAUCAUGUAAAUGGUCAUGAGAAGUGCCAAUGUUAGUUAGAGUGACCAAGCCAUUCUUUUAUUGUAGCUAUAGCAGGUGCAGCCAAACGGACUGUUCCAUGUCCUGGGCUUAAACUUUCACUGUGCACUUUUCUUUAUUUGAUUUUUAUACUAUUCUUGUCCUUUUCUUUAGACUUUAAGAGACUCACUUGACUGUAUGUACGAUGCCAGGAUACCUACACACUGGAAAAAAGUAAGUAGUUGACAAUUAACCCUUUAAACCCUAAUAUCAAAAUUUGAAUUCUCAAUUGUUGCCCCUAUUCAUUUCCCACAGAAUCAGCGGGGAGAAGUUGAUAAAAUAUCAAGCAAAUUCUUCUUGUGGGAUCAUUUCCGUAAUUCUCUUGACCACUCUCUUUUACAAAGGGUAAGGGUUAAGACAGGAGAAAAUGUCGGGACAACCACAGGUUAAAGCGGUCUAGUUACACAUUUAAAAGUACUUUCCCGAGAAGACAUCGACCACUUUUUUCCAUUUUUCUUCCACUUUAUUUCAUCACUUUGUAGAUCUCAUGGGAGUCUUCCACGCUUGGAUUCUGGUACACCGAACUUUUGGAAAGAAACAGCCAGUUUAGGAAUUGGUGUUUUGAAGGAAGACCUAAUGUGUUCUGGAUGACAGGCUUCUUCAAUCCCCAAGGAUUCCUCACCGCCAUGAGACAGGUAUGAUUUAUUCGCCACUUUAAGGUUGCGCGGGAAACCGGGUCGAAAUGGUUGUCAAAGUGCAUUGUGGGACUUUUUGGGGGGACAAAUUUGCCGCCAUAUUGAAAAUGCGUCCUCCAAAACAGUCCCACAAUGCACUUCGACAAUCAUCUCGACCCGAACUCCCGCGUAACCUCCGGACCUCUGUUUCAAAACGAGGGUAGGUGCUCAGCCUUUGAUAUGGAAAUCAUUUUUCCUUCUCAUGCAAAUGAAACUCAUUUUCACAAGAAAGGUUGUGCACCUAGCCUCAUUUUGAAAGUGAGGGUUUUUGGAACUCGGAAGUGGCCUAUUGUAAUCGCUGGUAGUCAGUUUUGCUCAGUAAUUAACAGUAUCACUCGUUUUACCGUACGUUUGGUCAGUCAUAGACCAACGGUGAAGUCAGAGAGUGACCCCGGAGGCGAGUUGGUGAAAUAUAACGUCGUCAUAUGUUGACGCCUCUAGAGACCCUUUGGUAGCUUUAAACAUAUUUAGUAGAAAAGACUGGUUAUGACAGGCCGCAAACAUUAAAGGUAACAACAACGGUACCGCAGUUUAUGUUGGAAGUUCUCUGACGGUGCACAAUUCUUUGUUUUUUAAUGACGGAAUAAAUUAAUGUAACGUUUCUAUUGGUCAAAAAGAUCAAUAAUACAGGAAUGCUAACCAUUCCAAUAUAUCAACUAUGCUUUAACCUAACUACUAUGUAGCUAGUUACAAGGAAUAUAUGUUUUGGUUCAAUUUUUUCCUCUGUUUUUUAUCUCCUUCAUUAUCAUAUAUCACCAUACCCAAAAACAAAAGAAAAUGAAAUUUAAACCAAAGAUAAAAUUAAACCACAACAUUUACAUUUUUACAAUAUUUGUCAAUAUCAUGAGAUAAAAAUUAAACCAGCCUUGUAGUGUGCGAAUGAUUUUUUUCCUAUUUCUUUCUUUACCUUAAGAAACAAAAUUUACGCAUGAUUUUUUUCUAUUUAUCAGGAAGUGACGCGUGCGCACAAGGGCUGGGCCCUGGACUGCGUGGUGCUUCAUAAUGACGUCACGCGUUUCUUUAAAGAUGACAUCACUCAGCCCCCAGCUGAAGGGGUCUAUGUGCAUGGAUUGUAUCUUGACGGAGCAGGGUGGGAUCGCAGAGGCUGCAAACUUGUGGAACCCACUCAAAAGGUUCUCUUCACAGCCAUGCCGGUCAUUCAUAUCUACGCUAUUAACACGACCGCUAGCCGAGAUGCCCGGAUGUACCAGUGCCCGAUAUACAAGAAACCAAGGAGAACAGAUCUGACGUAUAUUGCAAGUGUGGACUUGAAAACCAAUCAGAAUCCAGAUCACUGGAUUCUGCGCGGUGUCGCCCUGCUGUGUGACAUUAAGUAAAUUUCUGCAUAUUACUCAAGAUCUUUCAAAAAAAAGUUAUUCCUUGGAACCGUUGUAAACAUGGGUUAGAAAUUCGAGUUAGAAAUUAACUUGACUUGUUAACUGUUUAUUGUCCAAUCACGAAAGACGACCAAAAAAUAACACUAGAUUUUUAUGAGGCAUCUUACGUUUGAAAAUUGACUAUUUAUACGCAAAGUGUGGAAGAACGUACCUCUAUCCGA
Porites lobata is the source of this 3328-nucleotide messenger RNA. The record is from the annotation of a GenBank genome assembly. NCBI's taxonomy places the organism in Eukaryota, Metazoa, Cnidaria, Anthozoa, Scleractinia, Poritidae.